AUGUGUUUGUUACGGCUGGUGACGCACGAUUGGCAUAUACAACGCCGUCGUAACGCGACGUCGACGUACUGUAAUUGCGUGCAGCCGCAACAACAUUCGUUUCGAUUUUCGCGACUGUUCCCACUGGGACGUGUUUCACCUCCCCGGACGGCCACUGAAACUUUUGUCAAUCACAAAACGUCACGGUUCCACGUGGACGGUUGCAUGUCCCUGUUAUCAGCUCUCUGUACAUCGAUGGAUCUCGCUGACUUCAUUGGAAUGCAAUUGAUCCGCAACAGCGGCGUCAACGGCAACGACAGCAACAACACGAUCGCGGGCAAGACAAAUGCGCACGGCAACAGUGUUCGUCUGCAGAGCGUGAUCGGCAAGCAGAGCAGCUGCGUGCGCAAGAUGAGCACGAUGCUGGAGGAGGAGAAUGCCUCGGACGAUAUGGAUCCUGACGUGAUAAGGAUAGGACAUCAGCACUAUCAGCAUCAUCAACAUCACGACGCUGAUUCGGAUUCACCGUCCGAGGGAAGGAGUCGUUUGCUGAGCUCCACCGAGUCGACCACUCGAAGGAUCGUCAUUACCCCAACGAGCUCGAGCAACCUGCACUGUAACGGCACUGUAAAGAAAGCCUUCCCUCGAAACGACAGUAUCAGCAGCAUCCACGAGAGAACAUACUGUCGACUUCAACAAUCCAUGUCAGGAGACCAAGUCGGUCAAACCGAGAUCAGGCUACACCGAGACGUUCCACAGGGUAUACUUAGGUCCGUUCGAGGGAUCGACUCGCAUGGUGGACGGUAUCACUGUUCCAGCGUGAGAUCGGUGAAAUCUAAUCCGACGAUGGAUGAUCAUCAACACCAGUAUCAUCCACCGGCGGCCAGCUGGGCAUCGAUCGUCUUCUCCGACGGGAACGGGCAAACUCACGUGCGACCGCUUCCCGAUUCCGUCUCUAUACGCUCUCUAGCAUCGAUCGGCAUGGGCUCUUCCAACGGCCGGAAACUCACGAUACGUAGAGUUCUCACUUCGCCGUCGGAGCUGCUUAACAUGGUACAUCCGCCGCCAUCAUUUGAGGAUGACUUGUCCGUGUGUACCAGCUUCGAUGAUGCUGAAGAUGACGCUCAAGACCCUGGGGACUACAAGCAAUCAAGACGACCACAGUGGGCGAACAAAGUUCAAUUUGUCCUUGCUUGUAUUGGUUACUCUGUUGGUCUCGGGAAUGUUUGGAGGUUUCCUUACCUAUGCUACAAAAGUGGCGGUGGUGUGUUCUUGGUACCUUAUUUUUUAAUACUUAUUGUAUGUGGAAUACCAUUAUUGUACAUGGAACUUAGUAUUGGACAAUUCACACGACGAGGACCAAUCGGUGCACUCGGUCAAAUUUGUCCCUUAUUUAAAGGAGCUGGCUUAUCUUCUGUAGUAAUAUCAUUUUUGAUGUCGACCUACCAUAAUGUGAUAAUAGCUUACGCCAUUUAUUAUUUCUUUGCGGCGUUCAGAGCAAAACAACCGUGGUCUGAUUGCGAUAAUUCAUGGAAUACUCUGGCAUGCUGGUUACCUAGUGCCAUCGAUAAUAGGACAAAACCAAACGCUUCUAGAACACCGGCUGAAGAGUUUUUCGACAACAAAGUACUCCAAAUUAGUAAUGGAAUCGAAGAUUCAGGAGCCUUAAGAUGGGAGCUUGUUGCUUGUCUAAUUACUGCUUGGAUUAUGGUAUAUUUCUCCGUUUGGAAGUCUAUAAAAUCAUUGGCACAAGUGAGAUACCUGACCGCGACUCUGCCAUUUCUUUUAAUCGUCAUCUUCCUCAUGCGAUCUGUUACCCUUGAAGGUGCUGACAAGGGUCUACAAUAUUUCUUUCAUCCCAGUUGGGAGCUACUUCGCAAUUCAAAGGUUUGGAUCUAUGCAGCCGCUCAAGUUUUCAAUUCUAUGGGCAUAGCGUUUGGUUCGAUGAUAUGUUUCGCAAGUUAUAAUAAGUUCCACAACAACAUCUUAGUAGACAGCAUUGUUGUUUCUUUUAUAAAUGCAUUCAGCAGUCUGCUCGUUGGAAUAUUUUCAUUUGCAACCAUCGGCAACAUCGCUCUUGAACAAAAUAUGUCUGUCAAAGAUGUUUUAACAGAUGGACCUGGCCUCGUAUUCGUUCUUUACUCGCAAGCGUUAGCCAAGAUGCCAGCAUCGCAAGUGUGGGCCGUGUUAUUUUUCUUUAUGCUAGUCUGCCUUUCUUCGAACAGUCAGUUUACAAUAGUGGAAGUAGUUGUAACGUCGAUACAAGAUGGUUUUCCGAAGUGGGUAAAACGUCAUCUCGUGUGUCAUGAAAUUUUAGUACUUCUAAUAUGUGUUAUAUCCUUUUUAUUUGGCCUGCCUAAUAUCUCACAGGGUGGCAUUUACUUCUUUCAAUUGAUAGAUCACUAUGCUGCCUCGAUAUCGAUAAUGUUUCUCGCUUUCUUCGAAAUAAUUGCAAUAUCCUGGUGUUACGGCGUAAGACGACUGUGUAACAACGUGAAAGAAAUGACUGGACGCGUACCAUCCUCGUAUUUCUGUUUUUGUUGGCUUAUCGCUGCACCUCUUCUUAUCAUGGCUGUGUGGAUAUUCAGCUUAAUUGAUUAUGUGCCACCGACCUACCACAAGUACAAGUACCCGUGGUGGGCAGAAGCGAUCGGUUGGGGAAUAGCUUCUCUUUCGCUCAUUUGCAUUCCCGCUUUCGCUAUCUACGAGUUCAUCAGAGCCAACGGCAACACUUGUGCAGAGAAAUUACGGAACUCUAUUAAGCCGCAUUUCGAAGCGUGUAAAAUUUGUGGCCAAGAAUACUGUAACGAGUCUUUGCAUAAUUUUGAGGAAGAUGUGAUCAAGGAGCAACAGGACGUGAACAGUCCAGUACAACUGACUGUUCCUUUGAAAUCUCAGACAUGA
Messenger RNA from Heterotrigona itama, 2883 nucleotides. NCBI's taxonomy places the organism in Eukaryota, Metazoa, Arthropoda, Insecta, Hymenoptera, Apidae. The record is from the annotation of a GenBank genome assembly.